This is a messenger RNA of Xenopus tropicalis (tropical clawed frog), 808 nucleotides long. It is a transcript of the gene atp6v1g1, whose product is annotated as ATPase, H+ transporting, lysosomal 13kDa, V1 subunit G1. The transcript is spliced from 3 exons. Gene Ontology annotation, cellular component: vacuolar proton-transporting V-type ATPase complex. Bases 20 to 376 code for a protein of 118 amino acids. Lineage: Eukaryota; Metazoa; Chordata; Amphibia; Anura; Pipidae. Gene Ontology annotation, molecular function: proton-transporting ATPase activity, rotational mechanism. The record is from RefSeq and is marked provisional. Gene Ontology annotation, biological process: proton transmembrane transport.
GUGAGAGCGGAGAGCUGUCAUGGCGAGUCAGUCAGCAGGGAUCCAGCAGCUGCUCCAGGCGGAGAAGAGAGCGGCCGAGCGAGUGGCGGAAGCCCGGAAAAGGAAGAACCGGCGUUUGAAACAGGCCAAAGAGGAGGCGCAAGCUGAGAUCGAGCAAUACCGUCUUCAGAGAGAGAAAGAUUUCAAAGCCAAAGAGGCUGCUGCUCUCGGCUCACAUGGCAGCUGCUUAGAAGAGGUGGAAAAAGAAACCACUGAGAAGAUGUCCAUUAUCCAGCAGAACUAUGCAAAGAACAGAGAGAAGGUUCUGGAGAACCUGCUUUCCUUUGUGUGUGAUAUCAAGCCAGAAAUCCACUUGAACUACCGUGUGAAUGGCUAAUAACAGCAGCGGGUGUGCUCAAGGGCUUUCUUCCUCUUUUUUCUUUCUAUUUUUUUGCCUCAUGUUAUUUAUUGUGCUCUUAGGCAGUGAUAGCAGUCAUUUUCUCAGAGAUAGAAUUAACCCAAUAUGCAAAUGCUCUCCUGUUAUGGGGUAAUGACCACUGAACACCGUCUCUCACUGUAAAUCCCUGCGUGGGAAGUUGGGUUACACAAUAAGCCAUAUUAGCAGGGCUAAUCUUUGCAAAACAAAGAGACUUUCUAGUUCAGUAAGGGGAUGUGAAAGAGAAUUGGGUUGUUCUUAAGAGAGCAGGGGAGGGGGUCUGUGUAUUAAUAGAGUGAUUGCUCUCAGGAGUAAAGUAGAACUCGUUUGUACUUCAUCUUCUAGUCCAAUAGUUGCAUUUUCACCUGCUGAAUUAAAAUGUUUUGCAUUCUC